Molecule: messenger RNA, 1082 nt
Organism: Zophobas morio
Lineage: Eukaryota; Metazoa; Arthropoda; Insecta; Coleoptera; Tenebrionidae
Gene: Samtor
Product: S-adenosylmethionine sensor upstream of mTORC1
Exons: 1
Coding region: 103-1065 (320 amino acids)
Biological process (GO): negative regulation of TORC1 signaling
Source: RefSeq, a predicted model, not a curated record
GGCACUUUGAGUAGAGUACUACUUAACCUCAAAAUACACGCACAUUUAGAACUAUUAGUGUUUAUUGUAGUUGUGUGAAUAAAAGCAACACAUUUCAUUAAAAUGGCAUCAGUUGAUCAUUUAGCAUCGUCAGACUUCAUUAAAACAGUGCAUCAGCGUCUAAGAGAUGAAUCCAAAAUAUCGGGAGUUGAAGAAGCAUGGAAAAAGCACUGCCAGGAUGAAGAAAAUUUAAAGAAAUAUGCAGCAGCAAUGCAUAACUUGGCUGAAAACCACUGGGAAAACAACUACAAAAUAAAUUCGAAGCCCACCUCUAGAAUUGCUUGGGUGCACCAGUUUUGCCAAAUUUAUUUUAUAGAAGAGGAAUUGCUGAAGUACAGACAACGAGAAAACGAAAUUGCAGACAAAAUAAAUUUAAAAAUCGGUGUUGGUGUUGGUAUCAGUACUAUAAACAAACAGUGUAGACUUUUAGAUGUCGGCAGUUGUUACAACCCUUUUCAAAAAUACACUUGUUUUGAUGUUCUUCCAAUAGACAUUGCGCCUGCUAUAAGUGGUGUUUACAAAUGUGACUUUAUAAACUUACACAUAACACUGAGUGCUUCUAGUGUACAUGAUAAUUUAGAAAUAACUGAAUUACAACAACAGUCAUUUGAUGUAGUUGUUUUUAGUUUGUUGUUAGAAUACUUACCCUCACCACAACAGAGACUACUGGCUUGUAAAAACGCUUACAAAUUACUGAAGACAGAAGGCAUAUUGUUUAUAAUAACUCCUGAUUCUAAGCACGUCGGAGCGAAUACAAAAAUCAUGAAGUCGUGGCGCUUUUUGUUAGCAAAAGAGGGUUUUUCGCGUAUUAAAUAUGAAAAAUUGGCACACUUACACUGUAUGGUAUUUCGUAAAUGUUUGAGUCCAGAAAUUUCUCAGCGAUGGGCCACACUGCACAAACAAGAAAAUUUCUACAGCGAGUUUGUAAUUCCACAAGAUUUCAAACAAACUAAAAACAGCACCACAAUGAGCAACGUAGCUUGUGAAGCAAGUUUAUUCGAUGAACUUCCAAAUUUCUUUGAAUAACAAUAAACUAUUUUUAA